Racocetra fulgida is the source of this 220-nucleotide messenger RNA. The record is from the annotation of a GenBank genome assembly. NCBI's taxonomy places the organism in Eukaryota, Fungi, Glomeromycota, Glomeromycetes, Diversisporales, Gigasporaceae.
CUUCAAUAGUUUGUUAAUGAUAAAAGGAAAUACCAUUGCCAAUCUUAAGCAAUCGGACAUCAUGAAACUAUCGAUAUGGAAUAUCGGAUUUGGCAAUUUGGACCAAGUGUUUGGAUAUUCAAAUAACUUCCAAAUUGCAAUAAAUGCGGAUUUUCCUUCUGUAGAAAAAGCAUCAAGUGUUAUUUUAAGAAGCCUUAACACUUUACCAGCUGUAGCAUGA